This is a messenger RNA of Oncorhynchus gorbuscha (pink salmon), 4280 nucleotides long. It is a transcript of the gene npas2, whose product is annotated as neuronal PAS domain protein 2. Gene Ontology annotation, biological process: circadian regulation of gene expression; regulation of transcription by RNA polymerase II. The record is from RefSeq and is a predicted model, not a curated record. Lineage: Eukaryota; Metazoa; Chordata; Actinopteri; Salmoniformes; Salmonidae. Gene Ontology annotation, cellular component: CLOCK-BMAL transcription complex; cytoplasm; nucleus. The transcript is spliced from 22 exons. Gene Ontology annotation, molecular function: RNA polymerase II cis-regulatory region sequence-specific DNA binding; DNA-binding transcription factor activity, RNA polymerase II-specific; protein dimerization activity. Bases 693 to 3323 code for a protein of 876 amino acids.
ACCUCGAACCUAUCAGAGAUACUACAUGUCCCGCUCUCUACCCCAUGAUGUUGGCUACAACGUUUAAUGGAAUAAACUCGGCACUGAAAUGAAUACAGACGUUCGAAUUCAGAAUAAUGUGACCUAAAUGCCGUUCAAGUGUUAGUAUUAUCCGAACUAUUAUUUUUCUCACUAUGUAUACUCCUAGUCGUGUGUUGUACAGCCGGUUGCUAAUGAUGUCCUUAGCUAAGUAUUGAGCUACCGACUGACCUACUUUCCCUGUUCGCAGCGACUCAGUCCUGUUUACAAGGGACUGCCAACGGAGGUUGAGUGGUAGAGGAAAACAGAUAGAGCAUAGACCUGAAAACGAUUACUCCCGAAAUCUUGUACAGUGUGUGUACCGAAUAGGGAUUGUUACAUGAAUCGGAUUUCGAAUAAUACUUAGGCAGCGUAUGUGUGCAAUAAUUGAUGGUCUUUUCGCGAUGCGUUUGUGGUGAGUCAAGCUUAGGAUAGUCUACUUGGCUCAGUGAAUUGCACAGUAGGCUAUGUGGGAAAAUGAGUACCGACAAAAGUAAAGUAUGGAUCUUUAUGUCAACUAAAGUCUUGUUUUCAAGGUUUUUGUAUUUCUGUGGCGGACUCCAGGAGGAGGAGGUGGGCAGCAGCAGCAGGUGAUCACUAGAUUUUUCCUGGGAGUUUCAGUGCAGCUAGCGCGAAUGGGAUACAUCAGACUUCAGAUAGGGCCUGGCUGGGAGAGGGACACCAGCAGCUGUGUGGACGAUUUGAUGGAUGAAGAUGAGAAAGACAGGGCAAAAAGGGCAUCUCGUAACAAAUCGGAAAAGAAAAGAAGAGACCAAUUCAAUGUGCUCAUCAAGGAGCUGUGCACCAUGCUGCAGGGCCAAGGUCAUCCGCGCAAGAUGGACAAGUCCACCAUACUGCAGAGAACGAUCAACUUCCUGCACACACAGAAAGAAAUCACAGCACAGACCGAGUCGUGUGAGAUCCGGCAGGACUGGAAGCCUUCGUUCCUCAGUAAUGAGGAGUUCACCCAGUUGAUGCUGGAGGCUUUAGACGGUUUCCUCAUAGCACUAACUACAGAUGGAAACAUUAUAUAUGUGUCCGACAGCGUGUCUUCACUCAUUGCCCAUUUACCGUCAGAUAUGGUGGACCAAAAUAUCUUGAACUUUCUCCCUGAGCGUGAGCAUGGGGAGGUCUAUAAGCUGCUAUCAUCCCACAUGCUGAUGACUGACCCCAUCUCUGCUGACUUCCUAGACAGUAAGACACACAUUGAGUUCUGCUGUCAUUUAGCCAGAGGAAACAUCGACCCAAAGGAACCCCCUACAUAUGAGUACGUGAAAUUUGUAGGAGAUUUCAAGUUUCAUAACAAUGUGCCUACUUCCUCUUGUAACGGGUUUGAGUUGACAUUACCAAGAACCCUGCAGUCAUCACUGGAAGAGCAGGUCUGCCUUGUUGCCACUGUACGAUUAGUCACUCCGCAGUUUUUAAAGGAUUUGUGUAAUGUGGAAGAUCCCUGUGAUGAAUUCACAUCCAGACACAGCCUUGAAUGGAAGUUCCUGUUCUUAGAUCACAGAGCUUCACCAAUCAUCGGCUACUUGCCCUUUGAGGUUCUUGGGACUUCUGGCUAUGAUUACUAUCAUGUGGAUGACUUGGAGCUUAUAGCGCGGUGUCAUAAGCAAUUAAUGCAGUUUGGGAAGGGUAAAUCCUGCUACUAUCGGUUUCUGACCAAGGGUCAGCAGUGGAUCUGGCUCCAGACACACUACUACAUUACAUACCACCAGUGGAACUCCAAGCCAGAGUUCAUAGUGUGCACUCACACAGUCGUCAGUUACGCGGAGGUGAGAGCGGAGAGGAGGAGAGAGUUUGGCUUGGAGGAGACGUCACCUGAGAUGGCCACUUCGUCCUCCAUAAAGGCUCAGGAGGUGUACCUGGACAUCUGUCCCAAUCUGGACCCUCCCGGACAGGACAGGAUGAGCGGGGCAUGCUCAGUGUCCUCCCACAGCUCCCGGAAAUCCUCCCACACAGCCCUGUCCGACUCGGCAUCCAACACGUCCUUGCGGUUCACAGACGCUUGCACACCAUCACGACAGUCUGCAUCAGUCGCGGGGACAGAGAAGAAUUUGGCCAGACUUGUGCCCAGUAGUUCAAAGACUUUGGUACAGAGGCAAAACUCUUUUGACCUCCUUCCCCAACUGAGCCUACCCCCUUCUCCUACCUGCAGCCAGCACUCCGUAAUGCAACAACAACAACAGCAGCAGCAGCAGUCUAUGUACCAACAGCAGCCCCAAGAGCCUCAGCUAGGUGUGAUGAACCAGCUCAAGGAGCAGUUGGAGGAGAGGACACGCAUCCUGCAGAUGGACAUCAAGACUCAGCAGCAGGAGCUGCAUGACAUCAAGGAGAAGCUUCAGCUUGCUAACCUCCAGAUGUUGUUACAGCAACCCAUCCACGGUGACUUUGGCCAGGUCCAACAGCAGCAGCCUCAGCAGCAGGGUCCAGGGAGGCCGGUCCAGCAGCAUCAGCCCCAGUCUAGGGUGAUCAGGCAGGCCUUGGCCCACUCCAAACAGCCUCUCCAUGGAGCCCACGACUCAUCCCCUCACUCUCUCCUCAGAGAGCACAGCACACCCUCCCCUCAGGUGCAACAGAGAUUGAUAAGGAAUGCAGGCGGGCAGAUGCAGGCAGUCAGUCUCCCGGUGCACACCCACACCAGCCUGACCAUGCCCUUUUACAGCAACCCCAUGAUGUUCUCUCAGCAGAUGAACACACAGCCACUGCAGGACGCAAACCAAAGACACUCAGACACCGAGUUCAGUCAAGAGGGACAGUUACGCAUGCUGCUCAACCAGCCAAUGCAUACCCUCUUACCUGAUAGCAGUAUGAGCUCCCAGACUUCCCAGUGCAACACAGCCAUCCAGCACACCAAAUACACCCUGGAGCAGCAGAUGAUGACCCCGUCAUUCCCCAUGCAGCAGGUGAACUGCAACGCUGUCCUGGUCCCCUCCCCUGUAUUCACGUCCCCCAUCAUGAUCCCUCACAACAGCUUUAUCACGCACCAGGCCCAGCCCACCUACCACCCUCAGCAGCAGGCCAACCAUCACUCUCUACAGCUGCAGCAGCCCCAGCAGUUCUUUCAGAUGCAGCCCCAAGGACUCUUACACAGUGGACCCACUCAGGCGUUCUUCCACGCCACUAAUAUCCCACAGCAAGGUACUGUGGGUUAUAUUCAACAACAACCGCAGCAGCAGCAACCACAACAACAGCAGCAACAACACCACCAUUCCCAAAACCAGACUGGCAACCUUUCAGACUUCCGAAAUAUGCUCACUCGGUAGCACCGAAGACUCAAACAGAGUUGUUAGUUAUCCCCUGAAAUGUAUUGUCAAAUGUUCAGUGGCAGAAUUAUAUGGGAUGCAUAGAAGAGACAGAGGCUAUUUGGCGCCAUGCUGUGCAGUGUUAUUCACUGUUUAAGAAGCCAAAGUGGCUUUGUUUUCACAGCAAAACAAAAAUGAAAAUAUGCCUGUGGUGACCUUACUUCUGAUAAGGAGCCACCCUUUUCAGACAAAGCCGUUUUUGUACCCCAUGCUGGGGUGAACCACAGUCAGGGGCUGCUUGGACCGGUGGCGGCCCCCAAUGUGACAGCUCUCCCAGAAAUGAAAAAGGAGUCAGUGUGCUGAAGGCUUGUGCUUCACUGCACCACCAGCCUCUCUGUCCCACUCCACAAAGCUACUGGGACCAUGCUUACACGUCAUAUUUCAUCAUGACACUGCUGGAUGAAGAAAACUAUGAAAGUAAUCAUAAGGAAAACAGUUAUGCUAUGUGUUUUUAUGCAGAUAUGUUUUCAACAAAAAAAUAGGUUAUUGUUAGGUGACUCUAGUUGUGCACUGACUGCACUUGUUCAUAGCAUCUGUCCUGAUGUUCAGAGAGUAAACACAAGCAGUGAACAUUUACUUCUUCAAAGUUGCAUCUUCAUUUCACAUGAAAAACACUUUGUGUCUGUGAGUUAUGGUUUUGUUGUGCAGUUGUUGCAUACUUUUUUGUUAUGAAACAGCAGUUUUACAAACCUAUAAAACAACAAUAUUUUCCCCAGAAGGAAAUGUAAAGGAAGGGUUCAUUUUGAUGUUGGACAUCAGUUGUUAUUUCAUCACACAUUCAAAUCAGUCAUCCUAGAUACAGUGCAUUCGGACCACUUCCCUUUUUCCACAUUUUGUUACGUUACAGCUUUAUUCUAAAAUGAAUUAAAUCUAUUUUUUCCUCAUCAAUCUACACAAAAUACCCCAUGAUGACAUAGC